CACAACACAAACUUGCUCUUACAUCUCUGCCGAUGAAGAGCAUUGUUUUCCCGACAAACUGUAUUGUAAAUGUCGCCGCAUAUGCUUGAGGUCGCCUGCUCAAAGCAAACGACCUUCAUCUAUUUCUAGCGAAAAUGCGCACCUAUUUUUACAAUUACCAACGUCGGAAUCAUCACUCUGGGUACUGCGCUCUGUCUUAACCACCAUGCCUGAUCUAUCAUAUUCCUCACUGCGCAUGUCCCUUCUGUACCUCCGCUGACACGUCAUGAGAAAACGCAGUCGUAGCGCUUAGCUAUUGUGCCUUCCUCAUCCUGCGUGGAUGAAAAUUUUCAAGAAUCAACACAGCAUACACCAACCCGACUCGAUCUUAUUCGACGCUGCGACCACAAAAUGGCAAAACACAACGUCAUCCGUUGUCUCGUGGACGACACAGCCCUGACCAGAAAUAUUGCAGAGAUCGAGAGCUGGGUGGCACAAGGCAAGAUCUGUCUCGUGGUGCCUCUGUACACAAUUGGCCGUCUCCAUGUCCUCAAGCGAGACUCGUCUCAGAUCGGGAUGAACGCUCGUAAAGCCGUCAAAUUCCUUGACCGUAGCACCUCCUCGCGGGGCGAUCUCUCCUACGAGCCAGUGUCCCUGCAAGGACCUGAUGAAGAAUAUCCGACUUGGGCCGAGGUAGAGGCACACUACUUGAAUGAGGAAUUAAAAACAGCUGGAAGAACUGAGGAGACAUUCACAAUUCCAGCUAUGAAUCAGAAAGAAGGAACCGAGACAGAAAACCCACCCAGUGAGACUACCGAAGCUGCGGGUGCACUUUCGAAAAUGCUGUUGGACAAGCUCAAUUUCGCAAGAGAGCCUACAACGACGUCGCCAGCAUCAACCCCGCCGCUUUCUCCGGCUUCGUCAGGACCGCAAAGUUCCAAGACCAGUCCCGAGGUCAAGUCUGCCACCAUGAUCACCCACGACCAGACGCCUGUCCCUCCUUCACUGAAGCCAUUGCUCAACCCGGUGGUAUGGUACCUGAACGAGAGGGAGGCAACUCAACGUGAAAGCCUAAUCUUCCUGACCAAUUCGCCUGAUACCAUGCAUCUGGCGCGUGACUUUGGCAUCCCGACCAAGAAUACCCAUCAACUGAGAAGUGCUUUAGGCAUUCAUGACGAACCACCACAACCACAGGACAGCAACAAGACUGAUUCGGUGAAGAAUACACCACCUCCACAGGCAAAAACCCUGUUCAGCUACCACGACAUCGAAAGCGACGACGAAGAGGUUGUAUUCAAGCCCAGAGGCCGAGGUUCGAGCCGCGGAGGACAAUCUACUCGUGGCGCUGCGACAGUCAAUGGAAAAGGCAAGGGCGUCAUCGCACGCUCUCCACGGACAUCUUUCAGUACCCAUCCGCCACAAGCACAAAAGAAACCCCAAAUUCCUGUCGACGAGAUCGAUCCGGACUCAUUCGACCGCGGUAGUUUUGGAAGAGGCAGUACUUCGCUCGCUAACGUUGGCGGUAGUGCUCCCAAUACGAUCUCCAGCAGCGGCCGCGGAGGAGUGUACCGUGGCAACCAGGGCCCCGUCGCAAGUCGUGGAGGAAGCUUCUCUCGUGGAUACGGUCGUGGCUUUGAGCGUGGCUCGACCCGCGGAAGAGGUCGGUUGUUCGUGCCUUGACUUCAAGUGUCACUGUCAUGAGAUUACUCGAUCUGUGACAGCACGACAAACAACGAAACUACUGGCAUAUGCCAUUCCAACCGCAACAGUGCAUCAAGACUUGACGGUCUUUGAACCGCUUGAAGGGCUUUAGAGCUCUGCGGACAAUAUUCAGUCCUUGAACAGGCUCGAUCGAUCACACAUUUUGCGAAACACGACAACCCUUGAACUAGCGUUCUGAAGGCGUCGGUUACCUAUUGUGGCACACUAUGCAUCUUUGUCCUGCAAUUCUUUUGCAGAGAUGGCUUGACAGGUGGACGGCUUGUAAUGAAGCGGAAUAUGGGUUCUCGAGGAGACUCGAGAAUGGGCGCAGAGGCGACGGAAAGCGUGAUGAAUGCUUUUAGGUGCAGACUGAGGAAAAUGUCCAUCGGACGCUCGGCGGUUCUGCCUUCUUGUCUUCGGGCACGUUACCACUCCUUCGCCGAGCCAGCAUGGAGGUUCAUUUUCAGUCAAAGUUGUCCCAGUCCAGUUGGGACUCAGAUGGCCUGACUUGUCCAGAACCUUCUGAAAGUCGUUUCCAGAGUAUUUGCAGGUCUAUCACGGCCGAUCUGCAGUGACCCCGGAAAUCGGGACAGAAGGGCCGUACUUGUUCUCACGCUGGCCAGUCCAUUCGUUGAGUAUUGUUUUUCUCACAUGCAAUGAAAUGUUAUUGGAUACUCGUGCUUCCUGAUUGGGUUCGGCACCUACGGAGUAUACGAGCUUCAUUCCCUUUGUAAUCGACAAUGCCCGGCUGACUAACUCUUCUUCUUUCG
Messenger RNA from Exophiala xenobiotica, 2450 nucleotides. RefSeq lists its product as uncharacterized. The record is from RefSeq and is a predicted model, not a curated record. Lineage: Eukaryota; Fungi; Ascomycota; Eurotiomycetes; Chaetothyriales; Herpotrichiellaceae. The transcript is spliced from 2 exons. The coding region runs from base 391 to 1659 and encodes 422 amino acids.